AGCUAAAGGUGAUAAGAGCACAUUAGAGUCCCUUGCCACUGCCGUCGUCGUUCUCGCUAGUUACCGUGCAAAACUGAAGCUAGAUCCACAAAGGACGAGGCUGAAUUCGCGGGAAAGGACUCCUUUCCCUUUCCUUUCCAAUCACUCAACGCACAAUCAACCCAAAAGAGCGCAGAAAUCUGCGUGGCAGCGAUCCGGGUGUCUCGAAAGGAUACCCUAGUAAUGUGGAGUAGCUCUGAGGUUAAUGCAAAACAAAACACAAUCGAAGAACAGUAAAAAUGAAGCGAUCCGAAUUUGUGCAGCAUUGUUUAAAAUUUGUUGAGAUAUCACAAGAGCUGAACGAUAGCUGGGAAAUUGUGUCAACACCGAACGGUGAAGAUUAUCUGCGGACCACGAAAUUAUUCCGCCGAAAGGACACGAUUGGUGAACAGGAGGAGCAGGUGAAUGAUGAAAUGCCGGAGCUAGACCAUAACGAUCCAUCAGGUGCUACCGUUUCAACAAUCGUCAAGGACGAAGUGUAUAUGAUCGAAUAUCAUGUCGUGUACAGUUUGAGCUAUCAAGUCCCUGUGCUGUAUCUCAAUGUUCAAGAUUCAAGAGGGAAAAUCUUAAAUUUGCAAUCUGCGUGGAAAUUGCUGGGAGCUUUGAAAGGAUUUGGCGCAACAGGAAUCUAUCAGGCUUUGACCCAAACGGAGCAUCCCUUUCUUUAUAGGCCCUAUCUGUGUAUACAUCCGUGUAAAACACAGGACAUCUUCGACAGUCUACCCAGUACCAAGCAGCCCAUAGUUACAUUUUUAUCAACCUACGGGCCGCUCGUUAAACUUGAUAUCGAUCCUCGAUACGGUUUGAAGUGAUGCUGUUACUAGUAACUGCCUUAGCAUACCCUUUUCUUUCUAAAUCCAGUGAAAUUACUGUUUUGUCGGAAAAAACGCUUUAAUCGAGCUAGCAGUAAAAAGCGAGCAGUGCUCAAUGUUCCAGUGUGACUGUUUUGUACCAAUAAUAUGUCAGAAGAGGGGGCCCGCGUCAUCCAACGUCACUUCAGCAUGAAUUUCGUAGAAAUCUAUUGAUAUUUUCUUGGUGUAUUUUGUUUGUGAGUUCAGCUAAAGGGGUUAU
Messenger RNA from Anopheles aquasalis, 1110 nucleotides. RefSeq names its product Autophagy-related 10 (gene Atg10). Gene Ontology annotation, biological process: autophagosome assembly; autophagy of mitochondrion; protein modification by small protein conjugation. NCBI's taxonomy places the organism in Eukaryota, Metazoa, Arthropoda, Insecta, Diptera, Culicidae. Gene Ontology annotation, cellular component: cytosol. The record is from RefSeq and is a predicted model, not a curated record. Gene Ontology annotation, molecular function: Atg12 conjugating enzyme activity.